UACAUUCCAAAUGUGAGGACUAAGGAUCACACUCUAGAUUUUGUCUAUAAAUUAAUGAUGCUGCCGUUAUAUUAUUACUACGUACAAGUAUUUAAAUAAAAUCCACAUCACAAACAAAAAACAACUACAAGUAUAGAUUUAUUAGAAAAAACAGCUUACCAACCUGCUUGUCAGCCCAACCUAACCCAACCCAAAAGUAUCCAGCUUGAGCAUGGCUGAUGAAAUUGCGGAUCCAAUCAAAGACUUAGCCAAGUCUUUGAUCAUCGAUACGAUAAAAGAAUGGUACUCUUACAUAAAGAGCUACAAUGAUAACAUGAAAGAACUUCGAGACGAGUACAAUAACUUAGUUUCUCUCAACAAUACCUUCAGUAACAUGGUAGAGCAGCGAAAACAGCAAAAUAUGCAUAAGAGUACACCAAUCACUGAUGAUUGGCUUGCCAAGGUUCACAACCUCGUCGAGAAAGACGAGAAUUUGACGCAUCUCAUUGACGAAAAGACAAGAAAAGGCAAGGAUCAGUGUUGCUUUGGCCGUGUUAACUGCAAUUUGUAUCGACGCUAUGAGAUGAGUAAAAUAGCUCAAAUUAAGGUCGAUGAAAUCAAGAAAGUAAUCAAAGAUAAACCAGAUGAGUCAAUGAUCACGGAACCUCGAACAGAUUUGAUACCCACCCCUAACGAAUUCAUGUUGGGCUUGAGUUCAAGAGUUGAGCUUAUGGAAAUAAUACUCAAAAAGUUACGAGAUGAUUACGUUGAUGUCGUUGGCAUUUUCGGCAUGGGAGCUAUAGACAAUAUUCCCAUCGCUGGAACACUUGGUAUUGAGACGGUGUGAUAAAAUUGUACAAUUGUGGGAAGUGAAUUGUAAGGAGAUGAGUUACUAUUCCAGCUUUAACAAUUUGCACUCCUUACAAAUCGACGAUUGUGACAAACUUGAAACUUUGGGAUCCCUCUCCAUAGCAACUGCACUUGUACAACUAAAAAAUUUAUCCAUAUGCGGGUGUCCACUUCUAAGGGAAGUCAUAAGUUCCGAGGAAAUGGAGGCUCCAACAUUUGGUGACAAAAUCCUUCCAUCCAUUCAAAGUGUUGAGCUAGAUGACUGCCCUGAAUUGAAGGUGUUCAUAUCAGGAGAAAAGCUUAACGAUAAAUUUCUCAAGUUGUCAUCUUUUCAUCAACUUAAAAUUGAAGAUUGUCCAAAAAUGGUUUCUUUCUCAUUUGGACCUUCUUUCAAGACUCCCAAAUUAAAUAAAGUAAUACUUGAUUCGAGCGAGUAUGAGAUUAAAGACGACAUUAAUUCCUUUCUUCAAAGUCACAACAAUCCCAAGCCCAAGGUAAUCUACUCCGCUCACCUUGUAUGGAGUGAUAUUUUUGGGGUCUAAAAUAAAGAGGUUUUAUAAUUUUUGUUUUUGUAGUUUUUUGCCUUUCAUUACCAAAUCAAUCUAAUUCA
Molecule: messenger RNA, 1438 nt
Organism: Chenopodium quinoa (quinoa)
Lineage: Eukaryota; Viridiplantae; Streptophyta; Magnoliopsida; Caryophyllales; Amaranthaceae
Exons: 3
Coding region: 212-826 (204 amino acids)
Source: RefSeq, a predicted model, not a curated record